AUGGAAAAUGGUUAUAAAAAAGAUUCUGCUUUGAUGGUCAUUAAGUUAUCAUCUCAAAGAUAUAACCUAAAGCUGGUAAUCAGCAAAUCAUCGUUCAAAGCCUUUGGGAAUCAUUCAACAAGGACUAAUGAAACUGAAUGCUUUCAUAACUUAUCGGAUACUGCUGGUCAACGGUCAACUGCUGGACUAGAAAAAUAUUCGACCAACAGUUAA
Molecule: messenger RNA, 213 nt
Organism: Funneliformis geosporum
Lineage: Eukaryota; Fungi; Glomeromycota; Glomeromycetes; Glomerales; Glomeraceae
Source: the annotation of a GenBank genome assembly